CAAAGAACUUGCAAGAGGAUCUUUCAUGAAAACCGAAAAUGGUAAAGAUAAGUGCAGCAAACUGUGGAUGGACAUGAUAACGAAGCUCAACGCCGUUGGCCCACCUGUUAAAACGGUCGCUGAAUGGAAGCGGGUCUGGCCGACCCGGAAAUACAAAACGAAGACAAAAUUGUCUUCGAAUAAAAAAUCUCCUAAGAAAACAGGAGGAGGACCGUAUUCGGUGGAAGAGUUAACAUUCGCCGAUGAAUCGAUAAUCGAAGCCUGUGGGCUGGAAGCAACCGUUACUGGUAUUCCGGGUGUUGCUUCCUACGGUUUCAAUAGCGAGAUGGAGGAGGAAGAUGAUCGCGGCGACGAGGAUAUUCGAACCGACGAUUACUUAAUGGAAUCUGUGUUUGACCAUCAGACGGCAGAUCCGAGCUUGACCACCACACCACGAGCCCCCAAACGACAGAAAAAGAGUGUGCAACUGUUAGAAAAACAAGUCGAAAUAAGCCAACAAUUUCUGGAUACAGGCAGUGAUGCCUUACAAAACAUAAAAAGUUCUCAAGCGGACGUGUCUAUGCAUUUGCGAUCACUAAAACAUGAUUUUCGAAAACUAGUAGACCUAAAACAAAAAGAGUUCAAGGAUAAAAAUAAUUAUAGAAAAGAGAAAUUAAAAUUGCUAGAAGAAAGGCGUAUUGAAAAAAGAGCAAUUGAAGCUCCAAAAAUUGAACAUCGAAGUAUUACAAACUACAAAUGAAAUGAAAACAUUAAAACUAAGUAGAGAAGAUGAAUGAACACGUACGUGCUUGUGUAUGUAUGUUUGAGAUGAGUGUGUGUGCGUGUGUGUUUCUGUGAGAUGAAUGUGUGUGUGGGAUGAGUAUGUGUGGAAUAAGCGUGUGUGUUGGUGAAAAACAAGACAAUUUUCUAACUAUAGGUAAUAAGUUUGGGGGCGUUUGAACAACAAACGUAACUUGCAUUAUAAAACAACAAACAUUAAUGAAAUCUAUGAUUUUUUCGACUUCAGCAAACUCUUCAAUCAUAUUGUAUCCCAAGGUUAUUAAAAUGCAUCGGUUGUAGAUGAUAAGAGCAUGUUCAGCAAGAUGCUAGAACGUGAAAUGCUUAGAAAAGAAUGAAUUUGAAAAUUAAGAGAAAACAAUAGUGAUUGGUGUAAGUUUGAAUGAAGAGAAAACCAAACUGAUUAGUAGAUCGAAUAGACAAACGAUUUAAUAAAAUGAGAAGUGAGUGUGUAUGCGGGUUAAAUGUGUGUUUGUUGUGUGUAUGUGUGUAUGAAUAUGUCAAAAAGGUGUUCUCAAUAAAUUUAAA
This is a messenger RNA of Topomyia yanbarensis, 1305 nucleotides long. RefSeq lists its product as uncharacterized. The record is from RefSeq and is a predicted model, not a curated record. The transcript has 2 exons. The coding region runs from base 26 to 739 and encodes 237 amino acids. Lineage: Eukaryota; Metazoa; Arthropoda; Insecta; Diptera; Culicidae.